CACUAUCAUCAAACCUCACUCCAACUAGAAAAAAAAUAAUCACAAAAAAAAAAAGAAAAAAAAAUGGAGUUCAAUCAGAGGAUCGCGAGGAUUUCAGCUCAUCUCCACCCUUCAAAUCCUCAGGUUUCGGGGGAGAAUUCUCCGAUACUGAGGGGGGCGGAUUGCAGGGCGAAGGGGGGCGCCCCCGGUUUCAAAGUUGCGAUAUUGGGGGCCGCCGGAGGAAUAGGGCAACCGCUUGCAAUGCUGAUGAAGAUGAAUCCAUUGGUCUCUGUUCUUCAUCUAUACGACGUCGUUAAUGCCCCUGGUGUCACUGCUGACGUCAGCCAUAUGGAUACUGGUGCUGUUGUAAGAGGUUUUCUUGGUCAACCUCAACUGGAGAAUGCUCUAACGGGAAUGGACCUUGUAAUAAUUCCUGCGGGUGUUCCUAGGAAGCCAGGAAUGACGAGGGACGACCUUUUCAAAAUCAAUGCUGGAAUCGUCAAAACACUUUGCGAAGGAAUCGCAAAAUCUUGCCCGAACGCUCUUGUUAAUCUCAUCAGUAAUCCUGUGAAUUCAACGGUCCCGAUUGCAGCUGAGGUUUUCAAGAAAGCUGGUACGUACGAUCCCAAAAGGCUUUUGGGUGUCACCAUGCUUGAUGUUGUCAGAGCCAAUACUUUCGUGGCGGAAGUUUUGGGACUUGAUCCGAGAGAAGUUGAUGUUCCUGUUGUUGGAGGGCAUGCUGGAGUGACAAUUUUACCCCUCCUAUCACAGGUAAAACCUGCCUGUUCCUUUACACCGGAGGAAGUCGAGUACCUCACCAAACGCAUACAAGACGGUGGAACCGAAGUAGUUCAGGCAAAAGCUGGUGCAGGCUCUGCAACACUAUCAAUGGCAUAUGCGGCAGUAAAAUUUGCAGAUGCAUGCCUCCGAGGAUUACGAGGAGAUGCUGGCAUUGUCGAAUGUGCUUUUGUAUCUUCCCAGGUUACCGAACUCCCGUUUUUCGCCUCUAAGGUACGACUCGGUCGUGCAGGUGCUGAAGAGGUAUAUCAGUUGGGACUUUUGAACGAGUACGAGAGGGUUGGAUUGGAGAAAGCAAAGAAGGAGUUGGCAGAAAGUAUUGAGAAGGGGGCUUCCUUUAUCAAGAAAUAGAAUAUAAUCAUUUAUUAAUGUGUUUUUAAGGUAAUUUAUUUGUUUUUGUUCCCUAAUAAAUAAUGUUAUAUAUAUCUAUAUACAAUGUGUUAUUGAAGUUUAAAAUGUUAUUGAAGUAACUUC
Molecule: messenger RNA, 1251 nt
Organism: Erythranthe guttata (spotted monkey flower)
Lineage: Eukaryota; Viridiplantae; Streptophyta; Magnoliopsida; Lamiales; Phrymaceae
Source: RefSeq, a predicted model, not a curated record